Enhydra lutris kenyoni (northern sea otter) is the source of this 2209-nucleotide messenger RNA. RefSeq names its product acyl-CoA oxidase 2. The transcript has 15 exons. Gene Ontology annotation, biological process: fatty acid beta-oxidation using acyl-CoA oxidase; very long-chain fatty acid metabolic process; lipid homeostasis. Gene Ontology annotation, cellular component: peroxisome. Lineage: Eukaryota; Metazoa; Chordata; Mammalia; Carnivora; Mustelidae. Bases 1 to 2043 code for a protein of 680 amino acids. The record is from RefSeq and is a predicted model, not a curated record. Gene Ontology annotation, molecular function: fatty acid binding; FAD binding.
AUGGACAGCCCAGUGCACCGAGUGUCCCUGGGGGAUACCUGGAGCAGGCGAGUGCACCCUGACAUAGCGAGUGAGAGGUUCAUACAGUCCUUCAGCGUGGAACAACUCACCAACAUCCUGGAUGGAGGUGCCCAGAACACUGCACUCCGGAGGAAAGUUGAGAGCAUCAUCCACAGUGACCCAGAGUUUAGUGUGAAGGAUAAUUAUUUCAUGACCCAGAAUGAACGUUAUGUGGCCGCCGUCCAGAAGAAAUUUCACCUCCAGAUAAUAGCAAAGCGCCUCGGCUGGUCGGAAAACAGUCCUGAAUUAUAUUACGCUUACAGAGCCCUUUCUGGAGAACUGGCAUUAGGCCUACACACCGUGUUCCUGAAAUCCCUCCAGAGCCUAGGCUCUGAGGAGCAGAUUGCCAAAUGGACCCUGCUCUGCAAUGAGUUCCGGAUCAUUGCAUCAUAUGCCCAGACAGAACUGGGACACGGGACGAAUCUUCGGGGCCUGGAGACUGAAGCCACCUAUGAUGCAGCCACCCAGGAGUUUGUGGUGCACAGCCCCACGUUGACAGCCACCAAAUGGUGGCCUGGGGACUUGGGACGGUCAGCCACCCACACUUUGGUCCAGGCCCAGCUGAUCUGCUCAGGAGCCCGGCAGGGCAUGCACGCCUUCAUUGUGCCCAUCCGAAGCCUCCGGGACCACACCCCACUGCCAGGAGUCACUGUUGGAGACAUCGGGCCCAAGAUGGACUAUGACCACACAGACCAUGGCUUCCUGCGACUGGACCACGUGCGGAUCCCUAGAGAGAACAUGCUGAGUCGCUUUGCACAGGUCUUGCCAGACGGCACCUACGUCAAGCUGGGAACACAGCAGACCAACUACUUUUCCAUGGUGGUGGUGCGGGUGGAGCUGCUCCUGGGCGAGAUCAUCCCUCUGCUGCAGAAGGCCUGUGUCAUCGCCAUCCGCUACUCCACCAUCCGCCGCCAAUCCAGCAUCCAGCCCAGCGACCCAGAGGCAAAAAUCCUGGACUACCAGACGCAGCAGCAGAAACUCCUCCCUCAGCUGGCCACAGCCUAUGCAUUCCAUUUCCUGGCGAGCAACCUCUUGGAAUUCUUGCACAGCUCCUACGAUGCCAUUCGGAACAAAGACUUCAGCCACCUGCCAGAGCUUCACGCCCUGAGCGCAGGCAUCAAGGCCAUGACGUCAGACUUGUGCCUCCAGGGUUCCGAGCUGUGCCGCCGAGCCUGCGGCGGCCACGGCUACUCGAAGCUGAGCGGCCUGCCCUCUCUGGUCACCAGAGUGACAGCCUCCUGCACCUACGAGGGUGACAACACUGUACUCUACCUGCAGACGGCCAGGUUUCUAGUGAAAAACUUCCUGCAAGCUCAUGCGAUCCCAGGCUCCACACAGAAGUCUCUCCCUCCGUCUGUUGCAUACCUGACUGCACCCUACCUGGCCAGGUGCCCAGCCCAGAAAGCAGCUGACUUCCUCCACCCAAAGCUCUACACCACGGCCUGGGCACACGUGGCAGCCAGGCUCAUAAAGGAAUCAGCGCAUCACCUAGAGACUCUGAUGCAAUCUGGGGCUGACUGGGAUAAGGCAUGGAACCAGACCACGGUCAUACACCUCCAGACUGCUAAGGCACACUGCUACUAUAUCAGUGUGAAGAGCUUUACAGAAACUCUGGAGAAACUGGAAAACAAACCAGCGGUUCAGCAGGUGCUCAAACGCCUCUGUGACCUCUAUGCUCUGCACAGCAUCCUGACUAACGCUGCUGACUUUCUCCAUGAUGGCUUCCUGUCUGGGGCCCAAGUAGAUGCGAUGAGAACCGGCUACCUGGAGCUGCUCGGCCUCAUCCGGAAGGAUGCCAUCUUGUUAACUGAUGCCUUUGACUUCACGGAUCCCAGUUUAAAUUCAGCACUUGGCUGUUACGAUGGAAAUGUCUAUGAACGUCUGUUCCACUGGGCUCAGAAGUCACCGACCAAUACUCAGGGGAACCCUGCCUAUGAGAAAUACUUAAGACCGCUAUUACAAAGCUGGAAAUCCAAGCUGUGAAGUCAUCAACGGCAUUCAAGAGGCACCACUGUGUGAUAAUGCCUCCACACCCAGCAUGGAACCCAACUCAGGGCUCAAACCCACGACCCUGAAAUCAAGACGUGACCUGAAAUCAAAAGCCAGAUGCUCAACAACCGACUGAGCCACCAAGGGGCCCCUCAGUUGU